This is a messenger RNA of Rosa chinensis, 1902 nucleotides long. RefSeq lists its product as uncharacterized. Bases 1 to 1902 code for a protein of 633 amino acids. The transcript has 4 exons. NCBI's taxonomy places the organism in Eukaryota, Viridiplantae, Streptophyta, Magnoliopsida, Rosales, Rosaceae. The record is from RefSeq and is a predicted model, not a curated record.
AUGCUGCAAGGACAAAUCCUAGUAUGGAAUUUUCGUGGAAUAGUGAACUUUGAAUCACAAGGAGCCAUAAUUGAUAUUGUGCAGGCUCGUAAACCAAGUAUCAUCUUCCUAGCAGAAACCUUAGCGCAAAAAGAGCAUAUCAACACGCUGACUCGCAAGCUUGGAUUAAAAGAUAACAUCUGUUACUCACAUGAACGUGAUUUACAGGGGAUGACCCUCAUAUGGAACGACGAUACUCAUGCGGAACUGUGUUCUCGGUCACCCAACCACAUUGAUGUUGUUAUUGGCAAAGCAGAGAACACACUCAAAUGGCGUUUUACUGGCAUUUAUGGGGUCUCUGUGCGGGGAGAGCGACACAGAACCUGGUCCCUCAUCAAAACGCUUGCUUCUAAACAAUGUUCCCUGCCUUGGCUUGUUGCAGGGGACUUUAAUGAGAUAAUGUCAAACAAUGACAAGUCUGGAGGUCCACCAAGAGCAGUAACACCUAUGGCUACAUUUAGAAGAACACUGGCUGACUGUGAUCUUCUAGAUAUGGGUUUUGUAGGCAGUCACUUUACAUGGAGCAGGCCUUCCACUGGAAAUGCAUUGCAACAACUGUCAAGGAAAAUCUAUGACACGGGCACUAAACUCAUGCAAUGGUACAAGUCUGAUUUUGAUAAUCAAAAGGCAGAGCUGCAUGUCAUUCAGGAGAAGCUCAAUGACCUCAUGCCAUUACCCUACUCCCCAGAGCAAUAUGAGGAGCAGAGAUUGCUACAUGUCAAACAUAGCCAAAUUCUUGCUCAACAGGAAUUAUACUGGAGGCAGCGAUCAAGGGCUAUUUGGCUCAAGGAUGGAGAUCGUAACUCUGCAUACUUUCACAGGAGGGCUUGUAAUCGGCGAAGUAAAAACCUCAUACGGGGCCUUAAAGAUGAGCAAAACCAGUGGCAAACUGACCCGAGAGAAGUCCAAAGAUUGUUGCUUUCUUAUUUUUCAAGAGUCUUCUCGACUGAGGGUUGUGACCUAGAAGCACUAGCACAAAUAAUAGAGGCCACACCAGUGAAAGUUACACCAGAGAUGAACAGCGACCUGUUGAAGCCAUACCUGGAAAAGGAAAUGAAAGCAGCUAUCUUUCAAAUGCAUCCUCAAAAAGUCCUGGCCCUGACUAUCAAAGACCCUCAGGAUGCUGCACACUUCAGGCCUAUAGCCCUCAGCAAUGUUAUUUAUCGUAUUGCGUCAAAAGUAGUUGCUAAUAGACUAAAGCCAUGGCUACCUGCAAUUAUUUCACCCCUUCAAAGUGCCUAUGUCCCAGGGCGCAUCGUCUUAGACAAUACUUUGGUUGCCAAUGAAGUUGCGCACUUUAACACAGGUUUCUUCUCACUGAAGCUAGACAUUAGUAAGGCGUAUGACCGCCUAGAAUGGAAUUAUCUCCAAGCCAUUCUGUCAAAGCUCGGCUUUCACCCUACUUGGAUUAAUAUGGGAUGGAGAAUUAUCUCUAAUCCUCAGUCGUUAAUUGCCAAGUUAUAUAAGGCAAAGUAUUUUCCACAUUGCUCGUUUUGGGAAGCAGAGAUUGGGGACUCACCAUCGUUUUCUUGGAGAAGCAUCUUACAAGGUAGAGCAGUUCUACAAGCAGGAGUUCAGUGGAAAAUUGGAGAUGGCACUCAAGUUGAUAUAUGGCAGGAUAAAUGGAUUCCAGUAUCCACACCAACUCAAAUAUCCAGACCACUCAAUACUAGUCUUUCCAAAGUGGCAGAUCUAAUUGAUGAAUCAGCACAGCAAUGGAAGGCUAAUCUCAUACAUGACUUGUUUCCUGACCACAUUGUAGAAAGAAUUCUCUGCAUUCCACUUGGACGACACCCUCAUCCUGACAAGAUUAUUUGGAGGCCGGAGAAGAAAGGCUACUACUCGGUAAAGAGUGCUUAUUGA